GCGCGCGCCGGUACGUUUUCAGUAGGCCUGUGCUCAAGCAAAUUGACUUUGUCACACCACACCUAACAUUAACAUUCGUGUGGGUGGGUUCGGGGGUAGCAACGCCGAGACACCGGCCGGCCUGGCAGAAAACGGACCGCCCUUUGAGGUACAAAAAUUGCUGAUGUGCUGAAGUAGUUUUCACGUGCCUUCAUUACUUCACUUGGACAGACUCAAAGAUAGAAGCGCAACUUCAGUAAAGUUGCUCUUUUUCCUCGACCUUGUGACAACACUGCACCACCUGCCAUAGAGAGAGAUGGCCACGGCUACUGAGACUGUCAAGGACUUCUUGGACGAAGCAUGGAAACUGCGAGAUCCCAGGACCAGAGACUGGUUCAUGCUGGCCUCCCCAUGGCCCAAUGUGUACCUGACCGUGCUGUACUGCCUCAUGGUGUGGCUGGGACCGAAGGUGAUGCGCAACAGACAGGCCUUCAGUCUCCGGACAGUCAUGAUCCUCUAUAACAUCUUCAUCACCGCGCUGUCUCUCUGGAUGUUCAAAGAGAUUCUGUUGAGUGCCCUGAACAUGGGAUACAACUGGACAUGCGCACUGAAGAGGCCUGAGGACCCCGAGGACAUCAGGAUGGCCAACGUCCUCUGGUGGUACUACUUCUCAAAGGCAAUCGAGUUUCUUGACACGUUGUUCUUCAUCCUGAGGAAGAAUAACCACCAGAUCACGUUCCUGCACGUGUACCACCACGUCUCCAUGUUCAACAUCUGGUGGGUGGUGCUGAACUGGGGAGCGACCGGACAAGCGUUCUUCGGUCCGCUGGCUAACUCGUUCGUGCACGUCAUCAUGUACACGUACUACUGCCUGUCCGCCAUCCCGGCCCUCAGACCAUACCUGUGGUGGAAGAGAUACAUCACCAAACUCCAACUGCUGCAAUUCUUCAUCGUGAUCUUCCACACCUAUAGAGCCAUCUACUACAAGUGUGGUUACAUCCUGUGGCUGCAGUACUUCCUAGGCUUCUACAUGUUGUCCCUGGUAGCCCUUUUCUCCAACUUUUACAUGCAGUCCUACGUCAAGAAGAGGUCUUCCUCCAAAGACCAGAAGGACAUGGAUAAGAACAAGAACGUGUACCAGAACGGCGCGAAAGCUGUUGAUGGGAAGGUCCAUGAAAACAACGGGGUACGCAAUGGAGACGGCAUCAACAGAAGGGGGGCUAAGAAAGCAGAUUGAAGGGAUACUAUGUAAUACGUUUAUGUGCACUCGAGCAACUCUUUUAUAUUUUCAUUUGAUUUGAUUUGUCAAAAUUGCAACAUAUAUAUUCUGCUGAACGAGCUCAUUUUGUAUCCAAUUGAUUUGAAAUUUAACGUUACGUAUUUCUGUGCUUCCAAUUUGUUGAUCUUAUCUCUGACGAAUAUUUAGCAAAACUGUUUAGUUGCACAUGCUCUAUACAGUAACAGGCCAAUGUAACAUGCAAAAUAACUGAAGAAUGGCGCCGCAUUAUUUUGAUAUACCUGGUGGUGGUGUUGGGGAUUAGUUGAACUUUCUGAAGUUAUAUAUCUAGAGGCUGAAAAGAUAGAAGCUAGGAUCUCACUGUAUAGCAUUGACGUAGGAUUAGUUUCCGUAUCACGUUCGCUGUGGUAGCUAAUUUUCCUCGAAGGUACACGGAUUACAAUGGUGCACAAUGGUCGGUAACAUCUAGCCUGAAUGCCAGACAACACUGAAUCUCACUGAUGAUAUCUAUUGUGCGGGUCAAGGGGGGGGGGGGGGUUAAGGGCUGUUGUAGAAUUUCCUGUUUGCCCUGUGUAUGCCCUAGAACAGUGGACCCUCUGCGUGGGAGAAUAGUGAUAUCAGAUCACUUGACACUUGUUAAGAAGAAUAUCAUAAACGACAAAAGUUUAUACUUAGGCCACUCGGAUUCCCAGAUACUAGUAGCUUACGUUCAUCUAUACUGUUCAGAGUAAGUGUAAUAAAAUCAUCUCUAAAGCCAUCAUUUGAUAAGAAUUUAUUUAGGGUAAUAUCAGACGAAUUCUAUGUUUUUUUCAAUACGUUUUACUCAGAUGUUUGCCGUGUCUAUUUGUAACAAAUAUCAUGACUAAUAAUUUUUCUAGACAACGUCUGUUGAGACAACAAAUGUCUACGUACGAAGUUAGCACUCACUUCUGGUGUUGUAUCCUCCUCGAGAGCCACAAAAACUACAGUUAUGUUAUUAAGAGUUAGCUCUAUACUACUGCGAUAGCUGGACCAUUUCUACUUCUAAAAUGCACAGUGUAAGCACAGCUUUACAGAAUAAAGUAGGAUAAACAAAA
This is a messenger RNA of Branchiostoma floridae (Florida lancelet), 2292 nucleotides long. Its product is annotated as elongation of very long chain fatty acids protein 2-like. Gene Ontology annotation, cellular component: endoplasmic reticulum membrane. The transcript has 9 exons. Gene Ontology annotation, molecular function: fatty acid elongase activity. Gene Ontology annotation, biological process: sphingolipid biosynthetic process; fatty acid elongation, saturated fatty acid; fatty acid elongation, polyunsaturated fatty acid. Bases 296 to 1216 code for a protein of 306 amino acids. The record is from RefSeq and is a predicted model, not a curated record. Lineage: Eukaryota; Metazoa; Chordata; Leptocardii; Amphioxiformes; Branchiostomatidae.